UUGAUGAAUCGUUCAGAAUCUGUAUCUAUUUAGUAUCUGAGAUUAAAAUUAGUCUAGGGCCUGCUCUUAGUACACUUACUUACAUUUCAUCCUUAUUAACAUGACAUUUUGAUGGUCAUGACCUGAAUCAAACUAUCGCGUAGGUCACGGACCAUGUCAUUCCGCACUAGCACUAGGAAACUAACAAGCGAAAAAGGGUUCAUUUUUAACAAUGAAGUGGCUAAUUUUGAGUUUCUUAUUUUGUUAUGUGACGUCUGAAGACUCUGUGUCUGUCAGGAAGCCGACUCAGAGACGGUUCCAGUUGAGGAUCGUCGGCGGCGAGCCCACCACCAUCACCGCGCAUCCUUACAUGGUUCAGAUAUUGCUGAUGGGUUUACCGCACAGCGGAGCGGUCCUGCUCACGGCUCGCCACGCGCUCACCGCCGCGCACUGCUUCUAUUACGAAGACGGCAAGAUCCCCGCCACCAAGUUGUCGGUCCGCGCCGGGUCCACCUACUCCACGCAAGGGGGCUCCGUGCACCGGGUGGCCACUUACAUCAACUACGAGUCACAUACCAUCAUCUGGCAGACCUACGACAUCUCUGUGGUGGUGCUGGCGUCCAGGGUAUCCAACUACCGGAGCAGCUCGGUGCAGCCGGCCAGCAUCCCCCCAGAGGGGUAUGUGGUGCCCGAUGAUGUGCAGGUGAUGGCCGUCGGAUGGGGACAGACUGAUCCGAACUGCAACUCGUCGGUGUCCAUCACGCUCCGCCACACAGUGAUCCGCACCAUCGAGCGACGCGCGUGCAACGCUCUGUACCUCCACACGCAUCUGCACGUUGAUGAUACCAUGAUCUGCGCCGGAAUGCCCGGGGGAGGCCGGGACGCCUGUAUGGGCGACUCCGGGGGCCCACUGGUGUGUGGGGGGGUGGUGGUGGGGCUGGUCUCGUGGGGCAUCAGCUGCGCCAACGAGUCUUACCCCGGAGUGUAUACGAGAGUCGCGAGCUAUACGGAUUGGAUUAUGAGGACGGUACAAAAACACCAAAAUCUCAGUUUGGCAGAUAGCGUUAAUACAGCUCACGUUGACUUUGGUCUGAUGCCACUUUUGUUAGGAUCUUCAAUAGUGCUAAUAAGAAGUAUAUUGUUUUUCUAAGUACUUACAUAAGUAUAGAUCAUUAGAUCAAUGU
This is a messenger RNA of Plutella xylostella (diamondback moth), 1163 nucleotides long. RefSeq names its product trypsin CFT-1. Gene Ontology annotation, biological process: proteolysis. The record is from RefSeq and is a predicted model, not a curated record. Lineage: Eukaryota; Metazoa; Arthropoda; Insecta; Lepidoptera; Plutellidae. Gene Ontology annotation, molecular function: serine-type endopeptidase activity.